This is a messenger RNA of Salvelinus fontinalis (brook trout), 8875 nucleotides long. RefSeq names its product cell division cycle-associated 7-like protein. The record is from RefSeq and is a predicted model, not a curated record. Gene Ontology annotation, biological process: regulation of DNA-templated transcription. NCBI's taxonomy places the organism in Eukaryota, Metazoa, Chordata, Actinopteri, Salmoniformes, Salmonidae. Gene Ontology annotation, cellular component: nucleus. The transcript is spliced from 11 exons.
GGGGGGGGGGGGGAUACACACAACCCUUUUUAAAUUGUAUCUGUAGGAACCACAAAGUCCUCACCAUUUCUGGUCCUGUCGUACCACAACAUAAAGGUCCUAUUAUUACACAUUGUUAUUGGACGUUAAUACCACGGUAUUAUAGAGAUUAUUAUUACAUUGUUAUUACACUUUUACUGACUGAAGAGCGAGAGAUAUGCUGUUUCAAUGCCUGUUACACACAGAUUUCACUAAGCAACAUUGCCUUGGUUCAAACCCAGUCAAUGCAUUCAACACUGAUCAAGUACAUCACUGUUAAGACCUGGUGUAUUCACACUGACUGAUCAAGUACAUCACUGUUAAGGCCUGGUGUGUUCACACUGACUGAUCAAGUACAUCACUGUUAAGGCCUGGUGUGUUCACACUGACUGAUCAAGUACAUCACUGUUAAGGCCUGGUGUGUUCACACUGACUGAUCAAGUACAUCACUGUUAAGACCUGGUGUAUUCACACUGACUGAUCAAGUACAUCACUGUUAAGACCUGGUGUGUUCACACUGACUGAUCAAUUACAUCACUGUUAAGACCUGGUGUGUUCACACUGACUGAUCAAGUACAUCACUGUUAAGACCUGGUGUGUUCACACUGACUGAUCAAGUACAUCACUGUUAAGACCUGGUGUAUUCACACUGACUGAUCAAGUACAUCACUGUUAAGACCUGGUGUAUUCACACUGACUGAUCAAGUACAUCACUGUUAAGACCUGGUGUAUUCACACUGACUGAUCAAGUACAUCACUGUUAAGACCUGGUGUAUUCACACUGACUGAUCAAGUACAUCACUGUUAAGACCUGGUGUAUUCACACUGACUGAUCAAGUACAUCACUGUUAAGACCUGGUGUAUUCACACUGACUGAUCAAGUACAUCACUGUUAAGACCUGGUGUAUUCACACUGACUGAUCAAGUACAUCACUGUUAAGACCUGGUGUAUUCACACUGACUGAUCAAGUACAUCACUGUUAAGACCUGGUGUGUUCACACUGACUGAUCAAGUACAUCACUGUUAAGACCUGGUGUAUUCACACUGACUGAUCAAGUACAUCACUGUUAAGACCUGGUGUAUUCACACUGACUGAUCAAGUACAUCACUGUUAAGACCUGGUGUAUUCACACUGACUGAUCAAGUACAUCACUGUUAAGACCUGGUGUAUUCACACUGACUGAUCAAGUACAUCACUGUUAAGACCUGGUGUAUUCACACUGACUGAUCAAGUACAUCACUGUUAAGACCUGGUGUAUUCACACUGACUGAUCAAGUACAUCACUGUUAAGACCUGGUGUGUUCACACUGACUGAUCAAGUACAUCACUGUUAAGACCUGGUGUGUUCACACUGACUGAUCAAGUACAUCACUGUUAAGACCUGGUGUGUUCACACUGACUGAUCAAGUACAUCACUGUUAAGACCUGGUGUGUUCACACUGACUGAUCAAGUACAUCACUGUUAAGACCUGGUGUAUUCACACUGACUGAUCAAGUACAUCACUGUUAAGACCUGGUGUAUUCACACUGACUGAUCAAGUACAUCACUGUUAAGACCUGGUGUAUUCACACUGACUGAUCAAGUACAUCACUGUUAAGACCUGGUGUAUUCACACUGACUGAUCAAGUACAUCACUGUUAAGACCUGGUGUAUUCACACUGACUGAUCAAGUACAUCACUGUUAAGACCUGGUGUAUUCACACUGACUGAUCAAGUACAUCACUGUUAAGACCUGGUGUAUUCACACUGACGGAUCAAGUACAUCACUGUUAAGACCUGGUGUAUUCACACUGACUGAUCAAGUACAUCACAUGAAGCUACGGUACAGUGUUCAGGUGUGUAGAAGCAGGGCACUAGUGCUAUAUAACUAUUUAUUGUAAUAUUUAGUUUAUUUAUGUUUCUCUACAGAAUGUGACAGUCCUGUGUGCCAUAUCACACCAGAGCUGUAUAAAGACAGACCUCGGUAAAGAUUUGCAGGACAUAUGUGUAAAUACAUUGAACUGUGUCCAAAAAGGUUUGCUGGUUGAGCUGAAAUGCUGGAAUGUUUAAAACAGGAGACUAGGGAGUGGAGUUGGUCCAGUGAAUGUUACUGUCCAAUGUGAUUUCAUAAUGGGGGGAAAAGAGAAAAAAGACAAAUGAAGAAGAGACGGAGGGGUGUUGUUGUUUUCUUGCCAUGAUGAUGUAAAGUUCUGUUUUAAAGAAUGUUGUUGUUUGCAUGACGUGACAUCCCCACCAGAUCACAAUGCAAGAUGACACUAAGAGCGUGUCCAAAAUUGCAUCCUAUAUAGUGCAUUACUUUUGACCAGAGCUAUGUGGCCCUGGUCAAACGUAGUGCACUAUAUAGGGAAUAGGGAGCUCUGGUUAAAAGUAGUGCACUAUAUAAGCCAGGGAAUAGUGUGCCAUUUCAGAUUUGCUCUAAGGCUUUAUACCACUGUAAUAUUGUUGAUUUGUAAAUAUGCAUAAUGUUAUUAUGAUGUUUGAGAUGUUAUUAUUUCUCUGUUUUAAAGGUAGGCCUACAUUCCACAAUAGGAUGUCUUCAUACACAGCGGGAGAAAGAAAAGAGCAGUAUGUUCCCCGUCCCUAACUGCUGAAGCCACACGUCUUUUCUAAAGAGAGGUUUACUACGUCAAAGUUUUACUGGAGAUUAUGAAUAAAUUAUAGCUUUUAUGUCAUAUUAAACAUUAUGUCGAUGGUCACUGUCUCUGAAUAUUAUCAGAGGAAGAGAGGAGGACGAGAGGAUGGAGGAGUAGGAGAGAAAUGAUAGAAGAGAGGAAAGAAAAUAAUAAAAUAAUAAAGCAGCUGUUUCUCAUUUUCACUUCUCAUUAAGCGUGAGGUGACAUCACCACUGCCUCCCUGUGCAUACAUUACAAACCCUGUAUUUUAUGUCAGUGGAAGACAAGUCUUGAGCUCAGCGGGCUAAUUGGUGGUGGUGGGCGUGGAGAAGGGGGAGUUGUCAGGACCCGGUGCGAGAAACAGUCACUAAUAAUCGUCAGAACCCAGAAGAUGAGGCAGACACAGCAGUACUAGAGAUGGUGGUUUAAUAAAAGAACAAAAUCUUCAGGCAAAGAAACUAAAUCCACAAUGUCCAAAAAUAAAGCCAAGAGGCACAAAAUGGAAGUCCUCCAAAAUACAACAGCAGGGAAAAACAAACCUCAAAAGACUACUCAAAAAAUACACAAGAACUAAACCAGAGAACCUCUGGAAAAUCCAACAAGAGAAAUAUCUGUAUAAAACAAUGCUGGGGCUGGGUGCUAACUUACAAACACUGAGCAAGGAACUGAGGAACACACAGGGUUUAAAUACUAACAAGGGAAUGACCUACAGGUGCAAACAAUAAUUAGAGCAAGAAAAACAAAAGGUACAAAAAAGGUGCAAUGGGGACAUCUAGUGACCAAAACCCGAACAGUCUUGGCCAAAACCUGACAGGAGUGACAGGAGAGGGAGAGUACAGCUUCUGCAGGAGCCAUUCAGAAUGUGUAAUAGGCUAUGGAAUUUAAAAAAGAAUAAAGACAAUAAUACCAUCAUCAUGAGAUUAUACAUAUUUGUUGAAGAAUAUACAGUGCAUUUGGAAAGAAUUCAGACCCCUUGUUCUAAAAAUAAUUAAAUCGUUUUUUUUUUCUCCCCUCAUCAAUCUACACAUAAUGACAAAGCACAAACAGGUUUUUAGAAAUGUUUGCUAAUGUAUAAAAAAAAUAGCAAAUUUACACACGUAUUCAGACCUUUUACUCAGUACUUUGUUGAAGCCACUUUGGCAGCGAUUACAGCCUCUAGUCUUCUUGGGUAUGACGCUACAAGCUUGGCACAACUGUAUUUGGGGAGUUUCUCCCGUUCUUCUCUGUAGAUCCUCUCAAGGUCUGUCAGGAUGGAUGAUGGGGAGCGUCUCUGCACAGCUAUUUUCAGGUCUCUCCAGAGAUUCUUGAUCGGGUUAAAGUCCAGGCUCUGGCUGGGCCACUCAAGGACAUUCAGAGACUUGUCCCGAAGCCACUCCUGCGUUGACUUAGCGGUGUGCUUAGGGUUGUUGUCCUGUUGGAAGGUGAACAUUUGCCCCACUCUGAGGUCCUGAGCACUGUGGAGCAGGUUUUCAUCAAGGAUCUCUCUGUAUUUUGCUUUGUUCAUCUUUUCCUCGAUCCUGACUAGUCUCCCAGUCCCUGCUGCUGAAAAACAUCCCCACAGCAUGAUGCUGCCACUACUAUGCUUCACCGCAGUAGGCAUGGUGCCAGGUCUCCUCCAGACAUGACGCUUGGCAUUCUGGUCAAUCUUGGUUUCAUCAGACCAGAGAAUCCCGUUUCUCAUGCCCUGAGAGUCCUUUGGGUGCCUUUUGGCAAACUCCAAGCGGGAUGAUGUGUGCCUUUUACUGAGGAGUGGCUUCCGUCUGGUCACUACCAUAAAGGCCUGAUUGGUGGAGUACUGCAGAGAUGAUUGUCCUUCUGGAAUGUUCUCCCAUCUCCACAGAGGAACUCUGGUGCUCUGUCAGAGUGACCAUCGGGUUCUUGGUCAACUCCCUGACCAAGGCCCUUCUACCCCGAUUGCUCAGUUUGGCCGUGUGGCCAGCUCUAGGAAGAGUCUUGGUGAUUCCAAACGUCUUAAAUUUAAGAAUGAUGGAGGCCACUGCGUUCUUGGGGACCUUCAAUGCUGCAGACAUUUUUUGGUACCCUUCCCCAGAUCUGUGCCUUGACACAAUUCUGUCUCGGAGCUCUACGGACAAUUCCUUCAACCUCAUGGCUUGGUUUUUGCUCUGACAUGCACUGUGAACUGUGAGACCUUAUAUAGGCAGGUGUGUGCCUUUCCAAAUCAUGUCCAAUCAAUUGAAUUUACCACAGGUGGAUUCCAAUCAAGUUGUAGAAACAUCUCAAGGAUAAUGGCCUUGUCUCAGGAUGGUAAGUUGGUGGUUGAAGAUAUCCCUCUAGUGGUGUGGGGGCUGUGCUUUGGCAAAGUGGGUGGGGUUAUAUCCUUCCUGUUUGGCCCUGCCCGGGGGUAUCAUUGGAUGGGGCCACAGUGUCUCCUGACCCCUCCUGUCUCAGCCUCCAGUAUUUAUGCUGCAGUAGUUUAUGUGUCGGGGGCUAGGGUCAUUUUGUUAUAUCUGGAGUACUUCUCCUGUCUUAUCUGGUGUCCUGUGUGAAUUUAAGUAUGCUCUCUCUAAUUCUCUCUCUCCUUCUUUCUCUCGGAGGACCUGAGCCCUAGGACCAUGCCUCAGGACUACCUGGCCUGAUGACUCCUUGCUGUCCCCAGUCCACCUGGCCGUGCUGCUGCUCCAGUUUCAACUGUUCUGCCUGCGGUUAUGGAAACCUGACCUGUUCACCGGACGUGCUACCUGUCCCAGGCCUGCUGUUCUCAACUCUCUACAGACAGCAGGAGCGGUAGAGAUACUCUUAAUGAUCGGCUAUGAAAAGCCAACUGACAUUUACUCCAGAGGUGCUGACUUGCUCCACCCUCGACAACUACUGUGAUUAUUAUUAUUUGACCAUGCUGGUAAUUUAUGAACAUAUGAACAUCUUUGCCAUGUUCUGUUAUAAUCUCCACCCGGCACAGCCAGAAGAGAACUGGCCACCCUCAUAGCCUGGUUCCUCUCUAGGUUUCUUCCUAGGUUUUGGCCUUUCUAGGGAGUUUUUCCUAGCCACCGUGCUUCUACACCUGCAUUGCUUGCUGUUUGGGGUUUUAGGCUGGGUUUCUGUACAGCACUUUGAGAUAUCAGCUGAUGUAAGAAGGGCUUUAUAAAUAAAUUUGAUUUAAUAAUCAAUGGAAACAUGAUGCACAUGAGCUCAAUUUCGAGUCUCAUAGCAAAGGGUCUGAAUAGUUAAGUAAAUAAGGUAUUUCUGUUUUAUAUUUUUUAUAAAUAUGCAAACAUUUCUAAAAACCUGUUUUCACUUAGUCAUUGUGGGGUAUUGUGUGUAGAUUGCAGAUUUUUUUUUGUUUAUCAAUUUAGAACAAGGCAAAUUGUGGGAAAAGUCAAGGGGUCUGAAUACUUUCUGAAUGCACUGUAUGAUAUAACAUAGAUUUGUUCAAUUUUGUCUUAAUGUAGGAAAAUCCUAAACAUGUAGGCGCCAAAUGUUUCCAGAUGCAACUUUGCUAUUACUUCUUUGUUGCAGACACUGCAGUACAGUAGUUGGAUUUUAAAGCAUAGAACCUUGAAAAGCCCCUUUCUCGGGACAGUGAGAUUCUGCCACACCUACAUUGUCUUUUUGCCGCGAAACUGGGGAGAGGGCGGGACUCGGGCUGUUCCAUUAUGUAUUCGGGGGAGAAGGAGAGAGACUCCGAGCCGAAACUCAUUGUAAUGAUAUUACAAAUCAAUUCACUCUCACGGCCGUCGUAUAACGACUUCUACAUACAGGAAAAGUAUUCUGGGCUCACAAAAUCAAGUCAUCAAGCUUGAAAACAUAUUUAAAUGAAAUUCAAAACUGGACUGCACACCUGCCUUUUGAGACAAGUACAUGAACUCGUGUUUUUUUUUACCAUUCAUUCUUUGUUGCGUGAACUGCUUGUGAACUUCUGAGAGAAGGAAAAUUCGUCUCUCAAACGAGUUAAAAUGCCGUUCUCAUCAAAGACCCCCAGGAUACUAGCGGCCAUCUUUGAGAGUCCCAGUGACGACGAGGACUUCCUGGGUUUUGCCAUGUCAGUGCCUAGUGACAGCGAAUCAGACGACAGCAGGGACAGCCUUGCCUCUGAGGACUCUGGGAAGCCGGCCGUGCGUUUCAGGUCAAAGUUUGUGACCGCAGAGUUGUGCGUAGCGGAGGAGAGUGAUGAAGACACAGGUUUCUACUCUGAGGGGGAGGAGCCAGAGACACACACAAGGAGGAGUCUCUGUGUUGCCUUUAGGUUUCCCACCAAAAGACUCUCUGCCAAGAAAGGGGAGGCACCAAAGAAACCCCAGCCAAUCACUACCGCCCCUCCAAAGAGGAGAACCAAUGAAAAGGAGCAUCUGAAAAGGGGUGUGUCUCAGGUGUCCCGUGGGAUGGUGACACGGGGUCAGAAACAGCCUCUAAAAAAAGAGGAGGAGGAGGUUGAGUCUCCAGUUCUAAAUAAACGAGCCAAGAACAUCCAGGAGAACAAGGCCAUGUUGGCCAAGCUGUUUGCUGACCUGACCAACAUGGCUGACCCCCCCCCUCUACCAUGGUGAAAGAGGCGUGUGAGUGAGAAGCCGACCCCUCGUAGACGAGGUGUGUAUGAGGGGGGUGAGAGGAGGAACCCAUCGCGUGCGGCCAGACCGCCAGAGAAGUUUGGGGUGGAGGAGCGGAGUACCUCUCCCUCACGAAGCAACAGAUCUGUGAGGACCAUCUGUGUCAGGAAACUACUGGAGGUGGAUGAUGAGCUGAGUAGAAGUGGGAAGAAGAGGAGGGCGAGCAGCGGGAAGAGGAGGAAGAUUACACAUGUGAGAUCAGUCGAUGAGAUCACAGAGGAAGAGCUGGACAACGUGGCGGAAGGCGCCAAAGACAAGAUACUGGACAAGGACCACGGCAGCACUUGUCAUCAGUGUAGACAGAAGACUCUGGACACCAAGACGGUGUGUCGUAGCGGAGUAUGUUCAGGGGGCAAGGGUCAGUUUUGUGGGCCCUGUCUGAGGAACCGCUACGGAGAGGACGUACGCUCUGCCCUGCUGGAUCCAGACUGGGAGUGUCCUCUGUGUAGAGGAAUCUGUAACUGCAGUCUGUGUCGACGGAGAGAAGGACGCUGUGCAACAGGACAACUCGUCCAUUUGGCUCAACACAAGGGCCACAGCAACGUCCAAGAUUACCUGGAGAGCAUCCAAAAAGAUCUUCGAGCCUAGAGACAAGACCAGACAAGCUGACAGCUCCCCCAUUGGUCAGGACAGACAAUUACACCCUGGAGGCCCAGAGGGAGAGAAACAGCAGACAAAGGGGGUGUCUCAAGAAUCUCUUCUUUCUCCGGAAGUGUACACUCUUCACUACUUCCCACAAAGCAUUGGAUUUGCAGAGGCAUGGGCUAAAGGGAAUUUCCACCAUAUUUCUUAUACCAGUCAUUUCCCUACAAAUCAAUGGAUGGAAGUAAACAAGUGCACACUUUGGGCAGAAGGAGAGAUAAUUAGGACGUAGUCAUACUGACACAGAAUUGUUCUGCUUUAGUCCUGCCACAGUUCAGACUCGAGUCCAGGGUUUUGGAUCUCUAGAUGGUCUAGAACAGUGUUCCUCAAUGACUGCCACGUCCUUCUAACACCCUAUUUAAUCAGUCAUGUUCAGUAGGGAGACAAUGUUUUGAAACAGGAGGUAGUACCUGAUAUUUUCCAGUAAGAACAUGUAAUUACCAUUUAUUGUUGCAAAAUGUUUUGCUGCGGUGUACACCACUGAAUAUGACCCAUGAAAACCAUAACUUGUGGAUCCCUGCAACUAAAAAGAUUGAGCAACAUCGGUCUAGAUGGAUAUCUGUGGUUCCAAGGCUGUGUUUACACAGGCAGCCCGAUUCUGAAAUCAUAUUUUUAUGCAACAGCAGUCAGGCAGUGGAGUUUUAACUUUUUAUUAGACCUUGGAUGGGGCGGAGGGUACAGACAACCGCUGUUAAAUUCAGUACCUUUUUAAUUUGGGGAAUAAUGUUUACGCACCUAUUGUUAUGCUAAAUUAGCAUAGUUUGAGUUUACGUUACUUGAGAGUUUACACCUAUUUUACCACUGCAUCCCUAGUAGUAAGACAUGGUCAACCUUUUACUGAAAGGAACAGAACAUAUUCCCUUGAUUAUAGACAAUAGCCAAUACAAUUGGACCUAUGGGAUGUAUAGUGUACUGUUUAUUACACUGUUUUAAAGUUUUCUUUCCUUCUAUAUUGAGUUAAACUUAUAAGACUGCUUCUGAAAGUGGACACUGUAUGUUAGUUGAAUCUGAAAUAAAGAACUGAAGUUCAAAUGUUAA